AUGGUAGCUAACAGGAGGAAUGAGAAGCUAGCCUCGAGAUAUUCUGAUCCUUAUGAGAUAUUGGAGAGGUUUAGAGCAAUAGCUUACCGAUUGAGAUUAUCCCUAACCGCUAUCAUACAUCCAGUGUUCCAUAUGUCACUGUUGGGGAGAGCUAUCAGAGAUCAUGCAUCCAAUUUAGAGUUACCCGUGACACUGAUAGAAGAUUUGGAGGUGUUGUUGGAACUACUGGAGCUGAAAGGAAGGUGGCAAGCAUUUCUAGUCCUGCUGGUUGCUUACUCAGCCUGGGCAUCCCCGUUAGAGCUAGCAUUUGAGAAGCUAGUUGCCUCCAAGGCACUCAUAGCCAUUGAUCUGGUCGUUGAUGCCUUCUUUGCUGUUGAUAUUGUGGUCUGUUUCUUCGUUGCUUAUCUGGACAAAUCUACCCACCUCCUUGUUUUUGAACAAAAGAAGAUAGCUACCAGGUAUGUCAUGACCCUAAACUUUGGUAUGGACGUAGUUUCAACAUUGCCAUUUCAGCUCUUCUAUGGUAUCAUAACUGGUAAAAGCAAAGAUGGAACUUUCUUGGGAAUAUUGAGUCUGCUGCGCUUGUGGCGACUAAGACAUGUUAGCAACUUGUUUGCAAGGCUAGAGAAAGACACUCGGUUUAGCUACUUUUGGACAAGAUAUGUAAAAAUCAUCUCUGUGACACUAUUCGCACUGCACUUAACAGCUUGUGUCUAUUGUUGGAUGGCCUACCACCAUCGAAUAAUAGAGAAAACAUGGCUAGGCCAACCAGUACCCAAUUUCAAGGAGCGAAGCAUCUGGCUUGGCUACAUCUAUGCAAUAUACUUCUCUAUAUCAACCCUGACAACCGUUGGUUAUGGUGACCUGCAUGCAGAUAACAAGUGGGAAAAGAUAUUCGGCAUUCUCCUCAUGCUGUUCAACAUUGGGCUCACUGCCUAUCUCAUUGGGAACAUGACCAAUCUCAUUGUCCAUGAGGCAUCACGAACUUUCAUGAUGAGGGAAGCCUCGCGUAAUAUUUCACGAUAUGCAAGAAAGAAUGGCCUUCCCGAGACCCUGAGAACACAGAUGAUGCAACAUGUGCGACUUAAGUUCAAGACCAUAGAGUUACAACAAGAAGAGGUACUCACCAGCCUGCCAAAGGCUAUACGAGCAAGCAUCGCACAACACCUAUUCCAGCAAACUGUGGACUUAGCAUAUCUUUUCAAAGGAGUCUCCGAAAACUUCAUAGCACAGCUGGUUUCUGAAAUGAAAGCAGAAUAUUUUCCACCUAAAGCAGAUAUUAUACUACAAAAGGAGAUCCCCACAGAAUUCUAUAUUGUUAUUGCAGGAGAACUGGAAAUUCUGACCAAUGAAAACGGAACAGAGAAGAUUCUGUCAGCGCUAAGGCCUGCUGACAUGGCAGGAGAAAUUGGAGUAAUUCUCAACAUACCACAGCCUUUCACGAUAAGGAGCAAAAGCAUUUCCCAAGUUGUUCGAAUAGGCCAUAGUCAUUUCAGACAGGUUGUGGAGCUACAUAUUGCAGAGGGGAAGACGAUUCUGUCUAACUUUCUCCAGUUUCUUAAAGGACUAAAAGAAGAACUUCUGGUGGAGAUCCCCAUUCUAACGCAACUACAGCACAACAUGGAUGACCUGAGGGCGAUAGCUGAAGAAGCAUGGGAGAAUGAUACAACAUAUGGGAACAACACAGGUGAUAAAAUGGAAGGAAGAUCUUUGACUUGCUCCAGCAUAACACCAAGUGACCCUCCUAAAAGAGUAGUAAUCCGUGGACAUCAUCCAGAUAAAAUUGAUAAAACAGAAGGCAACCAGCUUGGCAAACUUGUAUACCUACCAGAUUCUAUUGAAGAACUUCUGAAAUUGGCAGAAAAGAAAUUUGGGGCGCUACCAACAAAGGUUUUAACUAUUGAAGGUGCAGAAGUUGAAGACCUGGAUGUUGUAAGAGAUGAUGAUCAACUGUUUGUAUUUUGACAAGAAAAAGAAACUAUGAAUAAGAGCAUCCAACACAACGAAUAAGCACACUUGUUGGAUCUUUUGGAUUGUUCCUCAUAGUAAGUACCCUUGAGAACAAAGUAGCACAAUGAAGGGUGAUCCGGAUGGCUAAAAAAGCAGCUUAAUGCCCAUUUUCAGUUUUCCAGAAUGCAAGAAUAAGUUCGGCCAAGAGAACUGGCGUCCUUGUAAUGAUUUAGGCUUCGUUUGGGACGGCUUUCUUGUUGCUUCUUAAAGCAACUUUUUAGUAAAAAAAUUAAUUUUUGUACUAAAGAGCUUUAAGAAGCAACAAAAAAGCCGCCACAAAAGAAGCCAUAAAAGAACGACAGUUGAGAAAACAUUGCAAAAUAUUCUACUAUAAUAAAGCAAUUUCAAACUUCAAGGUAGUUACACUUCUUAUAUCUGUACAGAUAUUUGAGUGACUAUAAUCACACAUGGAACCAUCAAAAAGUAAAUGUACUUGAAUAAUAAUGCAUGUCGUCCGCAAGGAACUUUCACUGUAGAUCUGUCUGAUAAUCUCGCAUACAAAGCUUCUUUUAACAUAGAAUUGCACAUGAUUUAUCUCCUCAACUAACAAAUGUUUCUUCUAAUUAAGAAAUUAAUGAUGAUUUGUUUUCCACAUUAAUUAUAUAUGCGAUUUCCUGAUCAAGAUUUUCUGUAACUUCUGUUCUGCUUUAAGGAACUACGAAUCCAACAAAUUCAUAGCAACUUUACACAAA
Messenger RNA from Dendrobium catenatum, 2702 nucleotides. RefSeq names its product potassium channel KAT4. Gene Ontology annotation, cellular component: membrane. NCBI's taxonomy places the organism in Eukaryota, Viridiplantae, Streptophyta, Magnoliopsida, Asparagales, Orchidaceae. The transcript has 13 exons. Bases 1 to 1965 code for a protein of 654 amino acids. Gene Ontology annotation, molecular function: voltage-gated potassium channel activity. Gene Ontology annotation, biological process: potassium ion transport; transmembrane transport. The record is from RefSeq and is a predicted model, not a curated record.